GUCCACAAAACGUGAUCCAAGCUUGUUUACUUACGAUUUGGCAACCGAAUGAGCACAGUCAUUCUCGUCCUAUUACACUCUCCGGCCGCGCAGUUCAAUCAUGGUUUUGCAAACUUUGGUGCUAUUUUCUUCUUUAUUGUUUUUGGUGCUUUAUUCCUACGGAAGUGAAGGAUUUUCAAGUAAGAAUUGCAGUCAAACCAAUAUCCAGAAUUCCCAACUGGUCUUGUACCCAUGUAGUUCUCGCAUACCUGUCAAUCAAACUGAGUGUCUGUCCCUUGGCUGUUGUUGGAAUCAUACGGUUGACAGCAACAAGACGGUGCAGUGUUUCAAUGUAUCAACAAACCAGUCUACAUUAACCACAAGACUUCCGGUUUCGACCACGCAUGCGCUUCAAUCAACACGUCAGCCAACCAGUACAUCGAACCAACGAGACGGGUUCUGUGUCAUCUACGACAGACCCGUUUGCAGUGCCUGGCUGAACCAGACCAAAUCGAACGAAGGUCCACGGCCAAGAUUUAUCGGUAGAACACUGGGCGUAAACAAGACAGACAACCUGAUCCUGAAGUACAUCGGGGUUAUAAACAACAAUAUAGACAAGGACGAAAUACAGUGCAAGGAACUCCUCAGAAUAAUGCUCUGUCAAUUCACUCUUACUCCGUGCGACAUACACGGUGGACCCAUAAUCUACUGCCGCGAAGACUGUGAUGAGAUAUUCAAGAGGUGCCAGAAACCUCUUACACAACUCCUCGCAGUUGCCAAAUAUAUUAUCGACCAGUCUGGUGUACAGUUCGUACAUAUUGGAAUACCUAAUUGUACUGAGUUAAAGUACUCAUACGAUAUGGCUAACAAUGAGACGUGUGAACACUUUGGAUUAUUUGAUUUCCAAAAGACAUCCAAACCAAGUCCAAAUAAAUUCAUUUGGUUUCUCGUUGGCGGAAUAGGCGCGUUCAUUGUCGUAAUCAUCAUCAUCGCUUUCAUCGUGGCUCGAAAAAGAAGAAUGAUAAAAGCCGCAAGCGUGUAUAAAGGUGUUACGUUCACCGCUGUUACAAUGCGAGAUCGACUACGCGCGGAUACUAUGCUGGCCCUUGACGAAACCAAACUGUUGAGUCUAUAUAAUCCUGAUGAAAUGACCCAGUUCCCUCUCGACCGAGUUGAGUAUGUGAGGGACUUGGGCGAGGGCAACUUUGGCCAGGUGUUUCAAGGCCGAUGUUUUGGACUGCGCCCCGCAGACAAACCAAACACAGAGCUCAUGGUUGCCGUCAAGACUCUGAAGGCGGGCUGCUCUAAAGAGAUGAAAACAGUCUUUCUUCAAGAAGUAACCUUGAUGUCUGUUCUUCAUCAUGAAAAUAUCGUCGAGCUUCUUGCCGUGUCUACAGAGGAAGAACCUUACGGAAUGAUCUUUGAAUUCAUGGCUCUUGGAGAUUUGAACCAGUUUCUCAGAAAACAUGGACCUUUUAGAUUGAAUGAGACGGAAGGUAAAGAAGAGAAAGAAGUUCUUACGCGUGAAGACCUCCUCUCAAUCGCUCUACAAGUAGCCAACGGUAUGGAAUAUCUACAGAGCAUGCGAUUCGUGCAUCGGGACCUUGCCACAAGAAACUGCUUGGUAGGCGAUAGUUUGGCGAUCAAAAUAGCUGACUUCGGCAUGUCGAGGGAUGUGUAUGCUUCUGAUUAUUACAAGGUUGAAGGACAAGCGGUGAUGCCGAUUCGAUGGAUGCCGCCAGAAGCGUUACUCUACGGCAAGUUUACUGUGGAGUCAGACAUCUAUUCUUAUGGGGUUCUACUGUGGGAAGUGUAUACCUUUUCACUACAGCCUUAUUAUGGAUAUACAAAUGAAGAAGUCGUGGACUUUGUGAAGAAGGGUGUUCAUCUGGGGAUGCCUGAUGACUGUGAACCUCACGUCUACGAGGUCAUGAAGAGUUGCUGGAAUCGAGAUGCUAUUCAGAGACCAAGCUUUGAUAUUAUUAAAGCUAGGCUCAAGAACGAAGAAUGCCAAUAUGAUGUUCCUGCUGAAACUGUCACCGAGACUACACUACAAAAUCCAUUGUAUAUGAACACUAUUUUGACCGAUCAAGCAGAACCCACUUCAAAGCAGCACCCGUCACCGGCAGCAACACACAAAACCCAAGACAAACCACGUGUUCCUGAUAUUCCUACCGGAUACAUGAACAUUGGGUAUAAAGACGGAAAAGUCAUUCGUCCUGCGGAAAUAAAACUGGAAGACGGAGAGCAAGAAAUUUAGUUGAGUUAUAACUAGAACUUCUCCUCAAGACAUUCCUAAUUUCUUCAGCUCAUAUCAUUACUAAUAAAAGACGCGUCCUAGUACGACGAGCCUUAAUAGACCUCCUCGGCUCUGACGUAAUGUUGUCCCAUUUCAGACCACGUGUCAUUCCCUUGAGAAUAAUAUUCUUUGUUUGAGUUGUAUCCAUAUUCAUGUGUCUUCUCAUGUGAACCGAACGCAAACCUUAAACAAAAAAAUGAUACUCUAGGGAAUGAGUGGUCUGAAAUAGGGAAAAAAAUACGUCAGAGCCAAUGAGGUCUAUUCCAGGCGUCUGGGUCUCUUAAUAAAUCCAGUCGUCCUUUUGAUCGUUAAGAUUUUCCCAUUUCAAACCCCAUGUCAUUCCUUGAGAAUUAGCCGAGUUUUUGUUUGAAAUUCAUCAAUGUCAAUAUAUAUUUUCUCACUGAGCGUUCGUAAAUAAAGAAAAUAAUACUCAAGCGAAUGACAAGUGGUUUGAUAGGGAAAGAAAUAGUCUCUUCAGUUGCAGUCGUUAGCAGUCGGUCGUAUAUCGGGG
Actinia tenebrosa (Australian red waratah sea anemone) is the source of this 2789-nucleotide messenger RNA. Its product is annotated as muscle, skeletal receptor tyrosine protein kinase. Gene Ontology annotation, molecular function: protein binding; ATP binding; transmembrane receptor protein tyrosine kinase activity. Gene Ontology annotation, cellular component: signaling receptor complex; plasma membrane. NCBI's taxonomy places the organism in Eukaryota, Metazoa, Cnidaria, Anthozoa, Actiniaria, Actiniidae. Gene Ontology annotation, biological process: cell surface receptor protein tyrosine kinase signaling pathway; positive regulation of kinase activity; positive regulation of phosphatidylinositol 3-kinase/protein kinase B signal transduction. The record is from RefSeq and is a predicted model, not a curated record.